This is a messenger RNA of Artibeus jamaicensis (Jamaican fruit-eating bat), 9547 nucleotides long. It is a transcript of the gene ZBTB21, whose product is annotated as zinc finger and BTB domain containing 21. The transcript has 5 exons. Gene Ontology annotation, molecular function: DNA-binding transcription factor activity, RNA polymerase II-specific; protein binding; RNA polymerase II cis-regulatory region sequence-specific DNA binding. Gene Ontology annotation, cellular component: nucleus. NCBI's taxonomy places the organism in Eukaryota, Metazoa, Chordata, Mammalia, Chiroptera, Phyllostomidae. The record is from RefSeq and is a predicted model, not a curated record. Gene Ontology annotation, biological process: regulation of transcription by RNA polymerase II; negative regulation of DNA-templated transcription. The coding region runs from base 2430 to 5597 and encodes 1055 amino acids.
CCUUCACAUUGCGCAUGCUCUUUUCCCGCACUUGGCCUCGCCCUCGCCAGUGCGCACGCUCCGUCCCUCACUGGGCUUCCCUCCUUCGGCCAGGUGGCCCAGGGGGCGGGCGCGCCCGGCCGCGGCGCGAGUUGUGGCGCCGAACGGUUGGGACGCCUUCCGGUCAAGGGCGCGUGCUCCCGGCCCGCGCAGUCGUGGAUGGGGGUCACCGGCCGGUGUCCGCCAAGGGGCACACGAGCGUGCGCGGAACCUGGCGGGUCAGCGGGACGCCGCACCUGCCGCGGCCGGCGUCCCUUCCCGUCGUCCCCUCGGGCCCCUCCUGGCGGCUGCCGGGAUAACCGGCCAAUAACCCGAGUUAACCCCGCUGUCCGAGCUCUGCCUCCUGGCCGGCCCUCCGCGGAACGCCUGGACCCCGGAGCGCACUGUUUUCUCCGGGCCGUUUGGAAGACCUGUUUCUCGGACUCUCUCCACUGCCCGCCGCGGAGCACAGCCCCCUCCGCUGGCCACAAGCGUUUCUGCUCGGCCUUAAUGGUUUCCCACUUGAGAAAGCCCCGGUCCCAACUCUGCGGCCGGAGGCGGUGGGGAAGGGGGAUUUCAGACUGGCGGCGCCGGAGACCCCAGUCCAGAGACUUCCGCCGGUCUGAGUCUCUGUGAUCUUGUGAUGGGUUCUCUCCUUGCUCACACCACUUACCGGAACAAGUUCAGUAGCUCACUAGAAGAGAUCAUACCUUGGACCGCAAGGGAGCCCCCCUUUCCUAGCUCUUAACCCCUGUUACUACGCCCUCCAGCCACAGGGCUGCGUGGUUCAAGAGAGUUACUACUGCAGCAGCGUCUUUGGAGGUGGGGUGUUUUUAUCCUGCAGCGGGAUUGCCCUACAGUGGGACACGGGGGAAACGUUCAUCCCACUCCGCACAGAGUAGCAGCCUGGGGUUUUUGGUGCAAGGGCCAACAGCUCUGUCGCAUCCAGCAUCUGAAGCCAUAGUGUGUUACAGUAUAGUCCAGCGAUCGUUCAUAACGAAGGCCCUGAGUCAUCAGUAAGGAGCCUGCAUUGUGUUCUGUGUACCUUGUUUAAAACAAGAAAAUAGGUUAAUCCAUUUUACAAAGAUUUCUUGUUGACAAUUAUUUUUAAAACUUUUCCCCCCGGUGCUUGGAGUAAAUUCCUUGUUCAUCCUUAAUGACUAACAGUCAUUGCAUUUAAAUUUAAGUAUCCCUAAGUAUUGCUGUUCAAAGGAAAGGAGAAAUUUGGGGCAUUGGUUUACCUGGAAAGGUUAUAACCCUUGCCCUCGAGGAAUUUAUAGUGUUUAAGGCAGGGGGUAUUAGGUGUGUAACACAAAGGCCACAUUACUGAGGGAGUCUCUGGGUGAAGAGGCCAUUGAAGGGACCAUUUUAAAUGUUCCCAAAGCUAAUGGGGAUGGAAGAGCAAAUUCUUGAGCUGUUCUUGAGCAAGGUCUGACAGGUGGUAGUGACAGGCCAGAAGGAAAAAGAAGAGUUUGGUAGCACACCAAACUGAAUAGGGAACGUGUGAGGACAAGCAGAUAUGGGGGUGUGGGUCAUACCUACCAUCCUGGUCGUGUGGUAUAUCCUGUGAUGGAAGUCUUCCUUGGGCACCUGAGAGGCUGGAUGGAGUUCCAAGGAGAAGUCCAAGCAGAGACACAGAUUUCAAAGUGAUUAUCCAAUGGUAAACUAAAGCCACAAGAACUUACAAAGCAAAGAAAGCUGCCACGUGCUGAGCUCUAGCAGAUGCUGGAGCAAUAUAAGGCCCAUGUUCGAGAGAGGAAGUUUCCGAUCGACUUGACUUCGGUUGUGUGCCUACCCCUGCACAAGGGACAGCAGGCCUCAGACUGUCCCUGGGAGUGCAUGCGGUUCUUCCAAAGCCAAACCAAGGGGCCUCCCACAGCAGGAGGAGUGGUGGCUGGAGGCAGCCAGGCCCAGAGAGGCUCUACUGGACCUGGACUGAGUUACAGUGGAGCUGUUCAGCUGGGGGUGCAGAGAACACGCCUUCAACCAAAAUCAGACCUUCUCUAGAGACUGAAAAUGUGGGGAACUGGAAUCCAAGGGAGUGAGUGACAUUACUCUCUUGAAGGAUCAGAUAAGCAAGGCUGGCUUUGAAAUGUGAGGAGCUUCAGAAGUUUCUGGAUAUCUCCAUUGUCCCAGAGAGACAACAUGAGAUAGAAACAAUUCAGGAAGAGUUUGGGAAGAUAUUUGUGUGCGGGGAUCCAAGUGUUUUAUUUUUUAGAGAGAGAAGAGGGAGGGAGAGAAACAUCAUUCAGUUGUCACUUGCACACCCCUGACCGAGGACCUGACCUGCAACACAAGCAUGUGCCCUGAACUGGAUUUGGACUAUUGACCUUAAUGUUUGCAGGCCAGCACGCCAAUCUACUGAGCCACACCAGCCAGGGCCAUACCUAUUUUUACAGAUAACCCGAGCAAUGGAGGGAUUACAGCAUUACAUCAACCCAGCACACGCCAUUUCUCUCCUGAGCGCUCUCAACGAGGAGCGCCUCAAAGGGCAGUUGUGUGAUGUGCUUCUGAUUGUUGGAGACCAGAAAUUUCGAGCUCAUAAAAAUGUCUUGGCUGCUAGCAGUGAAUACUUUCAUAGUUUAUUCACAAAUAAGGAGAAUGAGUCACAAACUGUAUUUCAGCUUGACUUUUGUGAACCGGAUGCUUUUGAUAACGUUUUGAACUACAUUUAUUCCUCAUCCUUGUUUGUUGAGAAAGGCAGCCUUGCUGCUGUGCAAGAACUAGGCUAUAGCCUUGGGAUCUCCUUUCUGACUAACAUCGUCUCUAAAACACCUCAAGCCCCCUUUCCAAUGUGUCCCAACAGGAAAAAAUUCAUAGAGCAUGAUGAAAACAGUUCUCAAAAGAGAAGUGUCAUUGUCUGUCAAAGCAGGAAUGAAGCACAAGGAAAAACUGUUAGUCCGAGUCCACCCGAUCUAAGCCAUACCUCUCGGCCUUCCCCGAGCACUGCAGUCAAGGCCAAUACCAGUAAGCCCCAUGUCUCCAAACCCAUUGAGCCACUUCACAACUUGUCACUGACUGAGAAGAGUUGGCCAAAAGAUGGUUCAGUGGGCUACACAAAGCCUCUCGAACGUUCUGGAUCCCUGGAUGACACCAACAGAAGCAGUCUGGUGAAAAGGAACGCGGCCCUGCCUUCCACACCGCUACAAGACAGGCAGGCAGUGGACGAUAAACCAGGUGGGAGCAGUCAGCUUUCCAAGGGGAAGGCUAUAGAGCUGGCUCUGAAAAGGCCACGGCCACCUGUUCUGUCUCUUCGAAGCUCGUCAGAGACCCCUUACCUACUGAAAGAAACUAACAGAGGAAGCGGCACAGGCGAGGACAGAAACUUGUUGUACUAUUCAAAGUUAGGCUUGGUGAUCCCGUCCGGUGGGUCUGCUUCUGCAAACCAAAGCAUUGACAGAAGCGGCCCACUUGUUAAGAGUCUCCUGCGGCGGUCACUGUCAAUGGAUAGCCAGGUUCCUGUCUACUCCCCAUCCAUAGAUUUGAAACCUCCCCAGGGCUCAUCUGCAGUGUCCAGUGAUGCGCCUGGGACUGUCUUCUGCGCUGCAUCUCAAAAGUCAUCUUUAAAAGAGGGUGGUGAAAAACCACCUCUGGAUGACGAGACUCCACAGCCACACCGUCUCAGGUCCUUCAGUGCUUCUCAGACCACGGAGAGGGAGGGUGUCCCCCCUGUCUCCGAGGUUCGCAUCAAGACGGAGCCCUGCAGCCCACUGGCAGAUCCCUCCGACAUCAUUCGGGUCACCGUGGGGGAUGCUGCUGCAGUGGCGUCUGGCACGAGAGACCAUUCCCUGAAAACAGAAGAUGAUCAAAAAGACAUGAGCAGACUCCCAGCCAAAAGGAGGUUCCAAGCGGACCGCAGACUGCCGCUGAAGAAGUUAAAGGUGGAUGAGCAUGGCGCUCUGGUGUCAGAAGAUAACCUUGAGGAAGGCUCCAGUCCCACUCUCAUUGCAGAUUUUCCAGAUUCUGACUUGAAUAAAGAUGAAUUUGGUGAGUUGGAGGGAACAAGACCAAACAAAAAAUUUAAAUGCAAACAUUGCCUUAAGAUCUUUAGAUCAACAGCAGGUCUUCACCGGCACAUUAACAUGUACCACAACCCAGAAAAGCCCUAUGCCUGUGACAUCUGUCACAAGCGGUUUCACACAAACUUCAAGGUGUGGACCCACUGUCAGACCCAGCACGGCAUAGUGAAGAAUCCAUCACCAGCCUCUAGUUCACAUGCCGUUCUGGAUGAAAAAUUCCAAAGAAAGUUGAUUGACAUAGUGAGAGAGAGAGAGAUUAAGAAGGCCCUGAUCAUUAAGUUGAGGCGCAGCAAGCCUGGCUUUCAGGGGCAGAGUAGUUCCCCAGCUCAAGUCAUCAAGAGGAACUUGAGGUCGCGAGCCAAAGGCGCAUACAUUUGUACUUACUGUGGAAAGGCCUAUCGCUUUCUCUCUCAGUUCAAACAGCACAUAAAGAUGCACCCAGGAGAGAAGCCCCUUGGAGGACACAAGGUCGCUAAGCCGAAAGCGCUCGCUCUUGACGGUCCGGUAGAGAACAAGGAGGUUUUCCAGUGCCGCCUCUGUAACGCUAAGCUCUCUUCUCUCCUAGAGCAAGGCAGCCACGAGCGACUGUGCCGAAACGCCACCGUGUGCCCCUACUGCAGCCUUAGGUUCUUUUCGCCUGAGCUCAAGCACGAGCACGAGAACAAGUGUGAGUACAAAAAGUUGACGUGCCUGGAGUGCAUGCGCACAUUCAAGUCCUCCUUCAGCAUUUGGCGGCACCAAGUUGAAGUCCACAAUCAGAACACCAUGUCUCUAGCUGAAAACUUCUCUUUACCCAUCCUGGACCACAACGGUGAAGUCACUAGCUCUUCUAGGUCCCAGCCCCAGCCUGAGCCUCAGAAAGCAAACCACGUGGUCACAGCAAAAGAUGACAACACAUUUAGUGACUGUUCCGAGCAAGUCAACUUUGAUUCAGAAGAUUCCUCCUGUCUCCCAGAAGACCUUAGCCUUUCGAAGCCACUGAAGAUCCAAGUCAAAGAGGAGCCUUUGGAGGAAGCUGAGGAGGUGGCGCCCGAGGCCAGCGCAGCUCCCAAAGAGGCAGCUCCGAGCAAGGACUCCGGCCUGUGGCCCUGCGAGAAGUGCGGCAAGACGUUCACAGCACACAAGCAGCUGGAGCGGCACCAGGAGCUCUUGUGUUCUGUGAAACCGUUCAUCUGUCAUGUUUGCAACAAAGCUUUUCGUACCAAUUUCCGGCUCUGGAGUCACUUCCAGUCCCAUAUGUCUCCAGCUACAGAGAACUCAGCACAUAAAGAAUCUGAAGUGGGCCCUGUUCCCACAAACUCUCCGUCGCCGCCACCGCUGCCCCCGCCGCCACCGCUGCCCAAGAUCCAGCCCCUAGAGCCUGACAGCCCAACGGGUCUGUCUGAAAACGCGGCUCCCGCCACGGAGAAACUGUUUGUGCCCCAAGAAUCAGACACACUUUUCUACCACGCCCCGCCCCUUUCAGCAAUUACAUUUAAAAGACAGUUUAUGUGUAAACUUUGCCAUAGGACAUUCAAAACUGCAUUCAGUCUUUGGAGCCAUGAACAAACCCACAAUUAAAAGACCUACCCUUUCACCUGUAACAAGAUGGGGGAGGUCUCCGACUUGCGGUCUACAUGGUGAAGUGUGUCAUAUAAGAAGGAAAAUAUUUUUUACAAAAGAAUAAUAAAGGUUGGAAAUUGUUAUGUUGGAAUAUAAGUUUGAGGUAAACUGAUGUUAAUUAGUAAUGUCUUUACCCAAAACUUUACUCCUUUACCUAGGAAAACUAAAAAAUACAGUGCUUCUGACCUUACAGUCACAGGACAUUUUUACUUCAUUAAUGUUGAAAUUUGAUUGCUUUUGGUUGUUUGCAUGUUUCCUCAUUCCAGUGUCAGUAUAAUCUUUUACUGAAGGUGGUUUUGUUUUUUCACUGAUUUGCAGCUAGUAAAAUACUAUUAAAAGAUUUCUGUUUUGAUUAUAUCAGACAUCUAAGUUUUAGUUAAGUCUUAGCCAUGCUCUUAAGUCCAAAACUUAUCAGGAACAAAUGGAGUAGUUUGCAGCAUUAAUUUAGAUCUUUAGAAUACUCUAGCAAUAAAAAAAAUUAUCAACCUCAACUUUAAUAAGUUAUCCUGACACUUGAUAAAAUAUUUGGCAUUUUGAGGUUACGUACAACUUUUUUGUGUGAAAUUUGUGAGAAACUUAAAUCAGCAAUAGUAAUACUUAGAUUUCUCUAAAAUAAAAACUUGGGUCACUUAAUAUAAUUAUUGAUAGAAGAUGGGAAGUGAAAAUGUUAAGAUUUUUGGAGGGCCCCUAGAGUCCAUUUAUGGGGAGCUUCAGUAGCGAUGGGCAUUGUGUCCAAACUGCUGCAUCGUGCUGUGUGCGCAUCGCAGUUUCAAGUUCAGUCCAGCGUCGGACGGACUGAAUGUUGGGUCUCCUCUGGUUUACGGUGCCACAAAUUGAGAAUCAGCAUCUGGGACAAAGAUAACACGGCACUAAUUUUGAAAUUAACAACAUUAGUAUAACAAAUAAGGUCAGGACCUAUAUGUACAGAGUCAGUGUAGCUGCCCUGAAUCCCGUGUUACCAUUCACUUCCAGAGACUUGAAGCAGAGGGAGAAAUCCCACACUGCAGUCUCAUGUGCUUUUUGAAAACAAUAUUUACAAUACACAGUUUCCUACCUCUCUUUCUCGUGAGAAGUUCUGUUAGAAUGUGUUGGCGUUUACUGUGGUAAAACCUGUAGUGGAGUCACCCUGCUUUCCGUCCCUGCUCAGCGUUCCAUAAACAGGUGUGAGAGCACAGUCCAGGGUCCACGGCUGCUUCUCUUUUUUUGGCCCAGAGGGUUUGGGCUUUUUUUUCUACUUUGCAUUUGAAAUUAAAUUGUAAUUGAAAGCCUUUCAGUAGGUGUUAUCCAAAGUUCUAGGAGCUGUUUCAAAAGGUAAAAUUUUUAUUUCACUUGUGGGGGGUAGUUAUAUAAAAGUAGAAAAAUUGAAAUUACAAAUGCCUUUUAAGGUAGUGAUAUGGGUUAAGACUCCCAAGUUUACUUUUUUUUUUACAAACUUUUUUCUCCAAAAAGUCAACUACUGUGACUAAGAAAUAGCUACCUGAGCACUUAAACUGUGUGCUCCAGCAGAACAGAACUGUCCCCGUCUCGGUACCCACAUUCCAUACCAUUGCUGAGAAAGACACACUUAUUUUUUACUUGAAAUACAAGUGUUUUUAUAAAAUACUGAUUUUGUACAUUAUAGAAAUUACAUUGGAAAUUUUCCCUCUUAUUCUUUCAUUUGAAAACUUAAAAGUCCCCAAAUAUUUGUGGUUACUUCCUAUUUCCGUUCUUACCUAAAUUUGAUGGAGAAAAUAAAGUUACAGUGAGUGAUUAUUACCAUCUUUAUAUUUUGUUGAAGAAAUAUGUGCAUUUUGAAGACGACUAAACAUAUGAUUUUAUGUCAAACAUUAGGGUGGAUUACUGUCCAUUGAGUUCAUUCCCUAUGUCAUUUGGUAUUUCUUACUGACACCUUGGUGGCUGUUCACUUCAGAAGUUCCCCUCAGAGUAAUCAUUACUACGACUGUUCAAGUAUCCGUGAUAAUUCCAUGGUAGCAGUGUCUUGGCAUUGUAAAUUUAGUAUCCCAGGACUUGAACCUUUAUUCUACUUUUUUGAGGUUUUUAAAUAAAGUUAAUUAGCAACAAAUAUUUUUGAACUAAAUAUAGGCUCUGCAAAUAUGUUAGAUUUCAGAAGUUACCAGUGGUUUGUCUUGUUAGUUCACUUUUUUGUCUAGGCAAGGAACAUAAGAUUUCAAAUAAAAUUUUGAACCAAAAACAUUUAUAAUGCAGUUCUGGUUUUUCUAUUACUUUUUAUACUGUACCUUAAAAGCAUUAGGCUGAGAGUUUAUUUUGGUGGUUGAAAAAUAAAAUAUGCUUCCAUUUGUGUAACUAUUUUAAAUGUGAAGAAGUGAAAUAAUGAAAGAAGUUAAUUGCUUUAUUCAGCAAACAGAUUUUUAAAAACUUUAUCUCAGACAAAUACUUGGUGUAAGACAACUUGGUCUUUCAUUGCAACUCUUUAGCUAGCAAAUAUAUUCUUGAAAAAGUUUUUUCUGAUUGCAAUUUUCGAAAGUGUAGAAAAUUCACUAUUCCUUGUAAGUAUUCAGGAUGCCUGCUUUUUUACACAGUCAUGGAAAGAAUGUAAGAUGUUUUAAUAUAUUCUUUGUUAAUCUGAGAACUUGUUAUUGAAUCAUUUUCUUCACGUUGGGGAGGGAGGGAGGAAGGAACACCAUAAAACACGUUAUUUUAAGCAAUGGAGGUAACAAGUGGUGCACAUUUUUUUAUAGUAUCUCAAGAUUAACAGAAUAUUUACCUUUAAAACUGGUAGGGUUAGUACGCAUUUAUAAUUUUACCAAAUUACGCAACUAACACUUCAACAGUGAGGUCAUGUGCAUUUGUGGGAAGAUUACGUUCCUGGUUUUCUGCUCUAUUACGGUUCGUAAUAGCCUUCUCUUUAAAGAUAGGCCCCCCGCACAUGACUGGGGGUGCUGUAAUCCACACGCAGCACCCACUGGUGCUGAGAACAGCAGUAAGAACACAGCAUGCCCUCUCACGGAGGCACGGGGUGUUCUCAUCUACAAGCCCACAGGAUAGUGCGUGAGGCAGGAAAUUCAUCUAAAGUCGGCCUUUGUUCCCUCCGAUGUGUGUGUGCACCUGUGCCACUGUGAUCUGGAACUCUAGGAAAUAAAGUUAUUUGAGUUUUCUUACUACAGAAUAAUUAGAUGUCAUUCACAACAAGUUUCUCUAUAAAUUGCACUAAUACCGGAAUAUUACAAGUCAUUUUCAUCAGUUUCUGAUAUCUCAAAUGUUUUUGCAAUAAUUGUAAAAAACAUUGUUUUAAAUAAUACACAUUCUUUAAUAAGCUCUUUAACACUGGUCUUUUUAAGUUUUAAAGAUAGGUUUUUCUCUUGUGGCUUUAGCACUUUAAGAAGUUUGAGGUUUGCCUACUUUUUAGUUUGUUCAGUGUUUCUCGGUGUCCCUGGCUUUGGCACUUUUCCAGGCGGCCAGGAGGAAACUGAGCAGUGAGUUAAUGUCAGGCUUUUAAAAAAUGCCUUUUAGAGACAGUCAUUUGGGAACCAAAGUAUUUUAGUGUAAAUCUGUAAAAUAAUUGAAUUCAGUGCUUUUGGUCAUUUAUUAGUGUUGUCCGGAUUUUCCACAGUUACACUUGGUUGAUACUGAUUUCCAAAAAGUGAUAAUUUCUUAAUUGAGAUUAACUCAAGACUGUUUCAAAACUUUCUUUAAAUGUUUAUUGAUAAAAAGGAAAAAAUGUGGUUUUAUAAUUGUGUAUAUUUUGUUGUUAUCUCUUUAGCAGAAUAAAUCAUUUGGUUUUAUUUAGAAAUAAGCUUUUUUUGGACUGAAGACUCAUAGUCAGAUAGGAUUUCUGUGGAAUGUUAAUCCAUUGCUUAUUUGUAUCCAGUUCUGUUGUCUGUUUACUUUGCUUAAAUCUUGACUAAAAAUGAUGGGAGUCAAUAAAUUUGUACUGUAUUUUGUUUUGA